AUGUGGAUUCUGCAGGUUUAAAAUCAAAAAUUCAAAUUGGUUUCUUUCAUCUUUACUGUAUAUUCUGCAGAAAUGCCCCACUACGAUGAUAACUAUGAAAAGAAUUCCGGAAUUUGAUUAAUUUCACAUUUUAAUUAUCAUUUAUUAUGCUUAUCACUUAACCAAUCUCUUCUCAUGGUCAACAUGUCAUAAAGGUCAAAAAGCUUCGAAAUUUGUCGUCGUAGAUAGCAUAGCAUUCUCCCUAUCUCUUUAAGGCAACGAUGACAUCAAAUUGGGAUGUAAAAUUCGCGCUACCGAAAAGGUACAAAGGAAGUGAAAAAAGUGUUUGGGUUGAAUAUAUACAAUUAGCACUUGAUUACAAACCAAUAUGUAAUCUGGGACAAGGUUUUCCGGAUUAUCCACCACCAAAGUAUGUAACUGAAGCGUUAGCCCAAGUAGCUAGUAGCAAAAACUGUUUAUUACAUCAAUACACAAGAGGUUUUGGUCAUCCCCGAUUGGUAAAUGCUAUUGCAAAAUUAUACUCGAAACUGGUAGGACGCAAUUUGAAUCCGAAUACGGAAGUUUUAAUAACCGCUGGUGCAUGUGAAGCUUUAUAUUCCACUAUAGUGGGCCAUGUAGAUGAAGGGGAUGAAGUUAUCAUUGUUGAACCAUUUUACGACUGCUAUGAGGCAAUGGUUAAAUCAUCAGGGGGUGUAUGUCGAUUUAUUCCUUUAAGAUCCAAACAUAAUGACACAAGUUUAUCUACAUCCGCAGAUUGGGUUUUUGAUCCAGAAGAACUUAAAAAUAUGUUCAAUGAAAAAACAAAAUUGUUCAUUUUGAAUAAUCCCAAUAAUCCUCUAGGUAAAGUAUACAAAAGAGAGGAACUAGAAAUGAUUGCUGAUUUAUGUAAAAAGUGGAAUGUCCUAUGUGUAUCUGAUGAAGUGUAUGAGUGGAUAGUUUAUAAACCUAACCAACAUAUUCGCAUAGCAACUCUACCUGGAAUGUGGGAACGAACAAUCACAAUUGGUUCAGCUGGUAAAACCUUUAGCGUAACAGGAUGGAAACUUGGUUGGGCAUAUGGACCUGCAAAUCUUAUGUUAAAUUUACAGAUGGUCCAUCAAAAUUGCGUUUACACAGGGACAACACCAAUUCAAGAAGCUGUUGCAAUUUCAUUUGAAAAAGAACUGCCUCGCUUGGAUUCAGAUGAAUGUUUCUUCAAUUAUUUACCAAAAGAAUUGGAAAGUAAGAGAGAUUUGAUGAUAAGUGCUCUUAUUGAAGCUGAUAUGAAGCCUGUGAUACCAGAGGGUGGUUACUUCAUGGUGACUGAUUGGUCUCCCAUUGCAACAAAAGUGAAUCUCAAUAGUGAACAGGAUAAAUAUCCAGAUUAUAGAUUCACAAAGUGGAUGACAAAGAAUCUCGGACUACAAGGAAUUCCAGUUACAGCCUUUUACAGUGAACCCCACAAACAUCUUGCCAAAAACUUUGUGAGAUAUUGUUUCAUAAAAAGAGAUGAUAAUAUCAAGAAGGCAGCAGAUAUUUUGAGAAAAUGGAAAGCCACUUUGAAAUCACAUCUGUGAUCACCUCUGGGGUGUAUAAAUUAUUUUUGAAAAAUAAAGACUUUCCCUUUUAUGACCUUAUUUCAAUUAAAACUAAGUUUGUAUAUCAGAUUGUUCACAUAAUAAACGUCUGAUACAGGUGUCCAAAUUAGAAUUCCUUAUCUA
Coccinella septempunctata (seven-spotted ladybird) is the source of this 1700-nucleotide messenger RNA. RefSeq names its product kynurenine aminotransferase-like. Gene Ontology annotation, molecular function: pyridoxal phosphate binding; L-kynurenine:2-oxoglutarate transaminase activity. The transcript has a single exon. Gene Ontology annotation, cellular component: mitochondrion; cytoplasm. Bases 261 to 1556 code for a protein of 431 amino acids. Gene Ontology annotation, biological process: biosynthetic process. The record is from RefSeq and is a predicted model, not a curated record. NCBI's taxonomy places the organism in Eukaryota, Metazoa, Arthropoda, Insecta, Coleoptera, Coccinellidae.